This is a messenger RNA of Lathyrus oleraceus (garden pea), 1468 nucleotides long. RefSeq lists its product as uncharacterized. The record is from RefSeq and is a predicted model, not a curated record. Lineage: Eukaryota; Viridiplantae; Streptophyta; Magnoliopsida; Fabales; Fabaceae. The transcript has 8 exons. The coding region runs from base 267 to 1373 and encodes 368 amino acids. Gene Ontology annotation, molecular function: heme binding.
AGUUGUAUUUUGGUAGUAUAGUUGAGUUUUGAAGUGGAUCUGUCAAAAAAAGUGGCGUCGUCGUCGUAAUUUUGAAGCUCAUAGAAAGAAACAAAAAAGUCAAGCACAACUCAAAUCGCGAUCUUUCCUUCCUUCCCAAGUCCCUAUCUGGCCGCCACUAUCAAAAACACCAAUCCAUUAAAAUUAAAUCCUUUUUAUCUUCCAAAUAAUCUUAAACACACAGUUUCCAACAAACACACACGUAACACUUUCCUGUUUUCUCCACAAUGCUUCCUAACCUCUUAGUAUUCCUUUUCUUCUUAUUACCCUUCUUACUCUCUUGUGUCCAUUCACACCAAGAGUCGGGUCCAUGGAGCUGCGAUUCCGGGUCAGAGAUCCGAAUUGACUCCGAUUUUCAACCCGGAGUUAUCACACUCGAUGGUCACGCCGACGAUUGGAAGGACAUUGAAGGGUCUCAGUUCGCUCUUCUCCCCGCCCUCGACCCUGACGCUGAGAAUGAAUUCAAUGGCGGAAAAAUGAACGUUAAGAGUGUGCAUGAUGGCCGUGAUAUUUUCUUUUUGCUGCAAGUUGAUAGUGAUUACGCAUACUCUAGUGGUGAAAGCAGGAAAUGUCCCUCUGUUGCACUCAUGUUUCCAAUUGGGGCUAAUGCUUCCUAUCAUAAUAUGGGUGGCUGUGAGGAACAUUCAACCUCGUGCACAAGUAAGACCUGCAAAGGUCAUGAAGUUGACAUUAUGCACUUUUCAAUUGGAAAUGCUAUUCCAGGACGGCUUUAUGGUGGGAAUCCCAUUAACAAUAGGGAUGGAAAUGGCGGUGACAGGUUUGGCCAUUUGGUUGAUCUUUAUGCCUGGAAUCCGCAUUGCAGAUACUUGGAUGGAAUGGGCCCUGCGAAUUUUGUUAAUGAUUCUAGUGCACAGAAUGACUGGAAAGGUGCUUGGUGGCAUAGCGGCUUUACAGUUCACUCAGGUUUUGUACAGGAUGAGAGUCCAUAUGCAGAAAAUGGAAAAAAGGGUACAUAUUUUUUUGAAUUCUCCAGGCCCUUGAGGACUAUGGAUCAUCUGCAACAGGAUGUUCAAUUUACCCUUGGCGAAUCAAGCAAGAUGUCUGUCGCAUUCUGGUAUCCAGUAGACAAUCAACCAUGGCACGGUUCGGGACACUAUUCGAUUAACUGCGAUUGGGUUGCAAUCGAUAUAUCUCAGAGCAGUUCUGCUUCUUUGAGUGGCAAGUCAGUAGACACAGCAUCAAGUAGCUCAUGGAAUAUUGCAAGUGCAUUUUCACUUAUAUUUUCAGUAGUAGCACUUUGUGUGUCUGUGUUUGUGAGUUAUAGAGUUUUACAUCCCAAGGGUGUUCAAUUUACUCCAAUGGAGGAACUUUAAAUAUUGUAUUAACAGCUUGAGUUUGGGAUUGUACUAUUCAUUUGUGAUUGUACUAGAUAGGUUUGUAGUACUGUUUAGUGCUUUCUCUUGCCUUA